Rhincodon typus (whale shark) is the source of this 661-nucleotide messenger RNA. It is a transcript of the gene cfap107, whose product is annotated as cilia and flagella associated protein 107. The record is from RefSeq and is a predicted model, not a curated record. Bases 61 to 450 code for a protein of 129 amino acids. The transcript is spliced from 3 exons. Lineage: Eukaryota; Metazoa; Chordata; Chondrichthyes; Orectolobiformes; Rhincodontidae.
AAGGGGACUUGCUUCGGGACCACCACAUACCGAACUGACUACAAGCACUACCCAUACGUCAUGCCAGACAUCAGAGAGAAAGUUCUGAUCCAGAAAAAACAUCAGGGUGUACCUAUUACAGUAUUAUUCCCUCAUCACAACAUUCCACGCUCCUGGUACUAUGUUACGCACUACGAUGAACAUAUUAAUCGACGUCCAAACCCAUGUUUGCCUCCACUUCGUAAAUGGAAUGCAAGGCUGCCAGGUUGGGUCCCAGAACGUAUAGACGUUCCACUAAUAGCUCCUCCCACAAAUUUUGGCCUUUUGGAGGAGAAGUUAGCUAGAUUGAAGAGAAAAGAAGAGAACCAGCCAGCAUUGUAUGACACUAUCUACACUCUCUCCUAUGGUCCCAAAUCCCUUAUUCCACGACAGCCCAUAAGUAGCUACCACCAUCCCGCCUCAAAAAAAUGACAAUCAUUGCUUCAGAAUUUCUUAACUGGACUUAACUUGAUGGCAAAAAUGGGAGCAUGGCAAUCUGUCCAGCUACGUGCGUUCAUUUUCCUGGGACAUGUUAGGAACACUGUGUCAGGUACAUCUGAUCAUGACUGAAUGAACUUUGGAGGAGUUAUUAACAGAAUUAAUCUUAAACAAGAAACUCUCAGUAAUAAAACGGUUGAUUUAU